This is a messenger RNA of Plutella xylostella (diamondback moth), 3681 nucleotides long. Its product is annotated as proton-coupled amino acid transporter-like protein acs. Lineage: Eukaryota; Metazoa; Arthropoda; Insecta; Lepidoptera; Plutellidae. Gene Ontology annotation, biological process: amino acid transmembrane transport. The record is from RefSeq and is a predicted model, not a curated record. Gene Ontology annotation, cellular component: vacuolar membrane. Gene Ontology annotation, molecular function: L-amino acid transmembrane transporter activity.
CCGCGCACGCUCAUUCGCACGCCUGCGCGCACACCGCGCACCUCGCCGCGCCGCUAACCAGUGCUUCCGUCUCUUGACCACACGAGUGCCAGUGUACUAACAAAAUGCCGAAGAACAUCCUCGCCGAGAUGGGCUCCCAGGUGGGGCUCACCCCCGGACGACAGAACAAGAAGAACGAUGCCGUGGAAUGGGGGAGGCGAGAGAGCGGUCCGAUGGUCAACCCCUCGUUCGAGCCAGACGACUUCCUUCCACAAAGCCUGUCACCGGUGAAGGAUGAGAAGAGGCCAGGAGCUGACAAGGGCAUUUUCCUGGUGAACAUGAAGGAGAAAGACAUGCAGGAGGAGGAAUAUGAACCCUACGACAACAGAGAAGUGGACCACCCUACCACGAACACAGAGACGCUACUGCAUCUGCUGAAGGGCAGCUUAGGCACAGGCAUCCUGGCCAUGCCGCACGCCUUCUCCAAGUCUGGCUACGUGGUGGGCACGAUCGGCACCAUCGUGAUCGGCGUGCUGUGCACCUACUGCAUACACAUCUUGCUGGACUCCUGCUAUGCGCUCUGCAAGCGGCGGAAAGUGCCGUCGCUGACGUAUACCUCUGCUGCUGAGGCCGCUCUGUCUGAGGGCCCUGAUUGGUGCAAGGCGAUGGCUCCGUAUGCUGCGCACGUAGUGAACGCUUUCCUGCUAAUAUACCAAAUUGGCACAUGUUGUGUGUACGUAGUAUUCGUGGCUGAGAACCUUCAGUCGGUGUUGAAACACUUCGGGGUGGAAGUGACGGUGUUCCAAGUGAUGCUGGGAGUGCUCCUGCCCUUGAUCCUGAUCAACUGGGUGCGGGACCUGAAGUACUUGGCGCCGUUUUCGGCCAUAGCGAAUGCCGUGACGAUCGUGGGUUUCGGCAUCAUCCUGUACUAUAUCUUCCGCGAGAUGCCCACGGUGGAGGGCAAGGUACCGGCCGGCAAGAUCACAGAGUUCCCGCUCUUCUUCGGGACAGUACUGUUCGCGCUGGAAGCGAUUGGAGUGAUCCUGCCCCUGGAGAACGAGAUGAAGACGCCAAAGAGCUUCGUGGGCAAGUUCGGGGUGCUGAACCGGGCCAUGGUGACCAUCAUCGUUCUUUAUGUCGGCAUGGGCCUGUUCGGAUACCUGCAGUACGGCGACCAGGCCGCCGGGAGCAUCACGCUCAACUUGCCAUCGGAGACGCUCGGCAGCGUGGUCCAGUGUCUAUUGGCCUUCGCGAUCUUCAUCACGCACGGGCUCGCCUGCUACGUGGCCAUCGACAUCCUGUGGAACGAGUACAUCGGCAUCCGGCUGCUGAGCAGCAAACACCGCAUCAUCUGGGAGUACUCGCUGCGGACUGUCAUCGUUCUUGUUACUUUCGGUCUGGCCGCGGCCGUGCCUGAGCUGGACCUGUUCAUCUCGCUGUUCGGAGCCCUGUGUCUCUCCGCUCUGGGGCUCGCGUUCCCGGCGUUCAUCCAGAGCUGCACCUACUGGUACUACGUCAGCGACUCCGAACGCAUCCGUAUGCUGAUAAAGAACAUCAUCGUCGUGAUCUUCGGCGUGCUCGGUCUCAUCGUCGGCACCUACACGUCGCUCGACGGCAUCAUACGCAAGUUUUCCGCCGGCGAGGAUCUCGCCAACGUCACUGAGAGCAUCCUAGAAGCCACCACCUCCAGCGUGCCCUGAAUGCGCGCAGCCGUCAUCGCGGCCACGGGACUUUUGUGCAAAGGCCGUGGCCACAUAGUGCCAUUGCAGUUUCUUUAUUAACCGUCCUUGGCUAAGUAAAACACUACAGUAUUGGUUAGCGACAGCGUUUUGAACAACUAGAGAUGGCAUUUAUAAGUGUGUGCAAAGUUUUAGAUAUAAAAUCGUCUUUCAAUGUUAUUGAGCUUUUGCUUCUGUGUUCUAUAAGGAUUUGGCCUAGUUUUCGAUGUCUAGCCAUCUCUAGUUACCGCACUUUUGUAGACAAUAAGGAGAAAGUUGUAGACAUGCCAUGCCAUACUCCACGGACAAUAAUAAGACGCUAUAUUUAUGUAAGUACAAUAGGAUUUUAUUAUUAUCGACUCACAAGUGAAGUUAUUAUUUUUAAUCAGACUAUUGAUUUUAGGUAAGUUUUAAUGAUGAUGAAUUUUGUUUUGUGUUAAUUUUAUUUUUUAAGUUAGGUAAUUAAGUUAAGUCAAGUCGACGCGUUUACGUGUUCGCAAAUGUGAGAAUAAGUGUACGUUGCACGAGGGUGAAAUGAUCUUAGUGAGAAUAUCAGAAUAUAAACUAUUAAGCUGAUAGUCACAAGACGCGUGUUACGGAAGGGAAGGCAUAUGUUGAACAGAAUGCUUUCAUGAAGACUAUUUAUUAGCUUUUUGUUGGUUGUUAGUACUCUUUAGGCUAAAGUUUUAUUACUGAGUAGUUAGCAUAAUUUGUCAUAGUUCCAAUCCUAUUACAGUGAGAAUGAAGUACAUCAAGUUUAUCAUAGCAUUUUAUAAUAGAUUAUUUAUCUAAUUAUUAGUACAUAAUGUCAUGAAAUUGUUGUAUUACUUUGUGUUUUAUGAAGCGUUGACGAUGAUUUAAAUAUGUUAUACGUGAACUUAACAAUUCCUAGAAGUGCUUGCAAGAUAAACACGUAACUAUUAACUAUACAAACAUGAUACAAACUAACAAAGUUACGAACAGUAGGGCUUUUGGCAGGUCCAUAAGUUCGUUAUUAGUUCUGCUCAGAUUGAAAUACUCUGGACAAGCACUUCAAAAGUAAAAUGACUUUAACCUAAUUAAUUUUUGUUUUAUGAGUACAAUAAUAUUAAAAAUAAUAAUUUAUGAGACAGAUAUCGUUUUACCUCGCAAACUGUUACCGUUAACAGAUUGAGGAAACACACAACCAACUACCCUCUUACUUAUAAAGUGAGGAUAAGGACUUAUGUAAUUAUGUAUAUCUAAUAGCGAAAUUAAAAUGUAUCACAGGAGAAAUUUAAUUAUACACUAAUGAAAUUAUUUAUACAUAACAUUAAUUAAUUUAUAAUGUUUAUUUAAAUUCACAAAUGGCAUUAAUUGUUUAUGGUGUUAUAAAUUGAGUUCUGAUUAAUUUGAAAUCCGUGUAACCUGCCAUAUGCCAUCAAGAUAGGAAUAGGUAAUUUUAGUCGUUAAAUGCAACAAACAAUAGUAAGAUGUACAAACUUUAUUUAUUAUUACUAUUUACAUAUAACAAAACAAGAGGAACAGAAAUAGCGAGUUUUAUGACCGGCUUUUAUUUAUAAUAUAAUAUGACUAUAUUCAUAGCCUGACUGCAAAUCAAGAUAAAAUAAUAUUUUUUUUGGCAUCUAGGUACUAUUACUUUCCCAUAAUGUUUUCUAUAUUAAAUCAUAAUUUUUAUUUACAAUUUCGAAUCAUUUUUUUAUUUUGAAUACCGUAAGUACCUUUUAUUUUGAUACCAAUAAUUUUAGUUGCAGUGAUAAAGUAAUGCGAUUGUUAUGAAUUUACAAUGCGUAGUCAGGCUUAACUUUAAGACAACUACAUACCGACAUGUUUUGAUUAAUCUGUGAUGUUAAAAUAUUAAUGGAGUUGUUUUAUUUCUUAGUUUUUAUUUUGGUUAACUAUUUUGGAAAAUGUCUAGUUUUUGAUGUGUUUACACGUCAGUGAUACUGUGCUCAGAGCAAGUUUGGGGUGCAAUCCCAUUUAAUAAAUUAUACUAUUGUAUUAU